AUGGUCUACCUCCGACACAACCAGCUUCCGGCGCUGAAGGAGUACAAGUACUCGGCGGUCGAUCGCUCGCUCACGUCCAAGUACAUCCUCAAGCCGUUCUACAAUAACUUCGUCAUCAAGCUGUUUCCUAUGAGCAUGGCACCCAAUUUGAUCACGCUCACUGGUUUCCUGUUUGUGGUAAUCAACGUCUUGACCCUCCUGUGGUAUAAUCCUACCCUCGACCAGGACUGUCCCGCUUGGGUCUAUUUCAGCUGGGCUCUGGGUCUCUUCCUUUACCAGACUUUUGAUGCCGUCGACGGUGCUCAAGCACGCCGGACGAAGCAAUCCGGUCCCCUCGGAGAGCUCUUUGACCACGGUGUUGAUGCUCUAAACACUAGUCUCGAGGUCCUCAUUUUCGCUGCCUCUCAAAACAUGGGCCAAGGAUGGAAGACGGUUGCUACUCUGUUUGCUUCGCUCCUUACUUUCUACGUUCAGACCUGGGAUGAGUACCACACCAAGACUCUCACCCUUGGCAUCGUCAACGGUCCGGUAGAAGGUGUCUUGAUUUUGGUCGCCGUAUAUACCCUCACCGGUUUGCUUGGCGGAGCUCACAUCUGGCAACAGAGCAUGCUGAAAACUAUUGGUAUUCCCGAGACUCUGGGGAUCCCCAAACUCGUUUACGAGCUCUCCUUCACCGAGUGGUACCUCGCCCAAGGCGCCGUCGUCCUAGUCCUCAACACUGUCGAGUCCUCGUUCAACGUCAUCCGAGCCCGUCACAACCGUGGUGACCGCUCACGCGGAGCUCUUGUCGGCCUACUACCGUUUUUUGGCAUGUGGGCUAUGAUCGUCACCUACCUGCACCUGCAGCCUCACAUUUUGUACCACCACCUCGUUCCCUUUGUGCUUUUCGCCGGUAUUGUCAAUGCCUACAGCGUUGGACGGAUGAUCACGGCCCACCUCGUCAAGCUUCCUUUCCCUUACUGGAAUGUUCUCAGCAUUCCCCUAGCAUGCGGCGUCAUCGAUGCUCUUGGACCCGUUUUCGUCAGACGAUUCGGCGUUGGCUGGCCCAGCGCUCUUGGACACGAUGAAUACCAGGUUUCUUUUGUUUUCCUCAUCCUUGGUAUCGCCCUCGGUGUCUAUGGCAGCUUUGUCGUUGAUGUCAUCGUGUCCAUAUGUGACUACCUCGAUAUUUGGUGCUUGACCAUCAAGCACCCUUCUGACGAGUUCGUCCCGAAGAUGAAUGGCGAGAAGAUACAUUAG
Molecule: messenger RNA, 1239 nt
Organism: Metarhizium album ARSEF 1941
Lineage: Eukaryota; Fungi; Ascomycota; Sordariomycetes; Hypocreales; Clavicipitaceae
Product: ethanolaminephosphotransferase
Exons: 3
Coding region: 1-1239 (412 amino acids)
Biological process (GO): phospholipid biosynthetic process
Cellular component (GO): membrane
Molecular function (GO): phosphotransferase activity, for other substituted phosphate groups
Source: RefSeq, a predicted model, not a curated record